Messenger RNA from Miscanthus lutarioriparius, 702 nucleotides. The record is from the annotation of a GenBank genome assembly. Lineage: Eukaryota; Viridiplantae; Streptophyta; Magnoliopsida; Poales; Poaceae.
AUGGCGGCCGGGUCGUCCUCCUGCUCUCCGAUCCUCCUCCUCCUACUCUUCCUCGCCUCGGCCGGCGCCGGCACAGGCGAGGCUUCGACGUUGUCGACGUCGGCGCCGGCGCCGGCCCCUGCCCCGGCGCAGGAUCAGGACAGCAUCGAGGCCGUCUUCGUCCUUCGCCUGCGGCGGCGGCGCCACCGCGGCCUUGUGGUCGUGCCUGCAGCUGUACGCGGGCGCGAUGCCGGCGCUGCGGUGGGCGGCGCUGGCCGUGGCCGCGGGGCGGUACCGCGGCGCGCCGCAGGUGCUGCAGGCGGCGCAGUACGUCGCCGCGGGCUGCUUGAGGGCAUCGCGGGCGACGCGGCCGCCGCGCUGCUCCGCGAGAACGGCGGCUUCGCCGACGUGGCCUUCGUCGCGCACGCCGUCGUCGCCUCCAUGCAUGUCCACCGGCUGAUGAUCCGCCCACCACCGCUCGGCUACGCGAGAAUGGAGAAGCUCGUUGUACUCUCUACAAUGCCGUUGUUUGGGCUCGGCGGCUCUCAUCGGCAUGGCGCUGUGUACUGUGUAAGUGAUGUUGGCAUAUAUAGCUGUGAACUCAGUUGCUGCUUGCCGUUCAGCAGCUCUUCCCAAUUCUUCUCAAAAACAAAAGAUUUUCCACAUGUCAGCUGGCUUGCCCAAAAACUUAACGAUCGCCAUUUUGGUGCCGAAUGUCCAUAA